This is a messenger RNA of Clunio marinus, 415 nucleotides long. The record is from the annotation of a GenBank genome assembly. Lineage: Eukaryota; Metazoa; Arthropoda; Insecta; Diptera; Chironomidae.
AAUUGAACAUUAAUCAGAGCACUUGUGUUUUAUUCCCGCUUCGUUUAUAUAUUUAUAUUUCAGCUACGAAUCCGGUUCCCACAAGUUUGACAAAGGAAUUGCUGGCUUGAUAAAGCGUUCACUACGACGACUCUGAAAAUGAGAAAAUAAUUAAAUUUAUCCUCAUGUAAAUCAUUUAAGAAAGAAAUGAAAAUCUCACCAACAAUUGCCCACAAGCAUAACAACGAGUCGGUGACAAUGGACGACUACUGGAAGGACUAUGUGGAACUGAACUUUCAGAUUCAGAUAAAUGUCGGCAAAGUGCUUCACGACGUUCUACUUCCAGCUGUGAUUGUUGAAGAAUAGAAUUUCGUUGAUUUUGAAUUAAUUGACGUUGAUGUUGUUGUCUUAUAUAAUUUUCUGCUGCUUUAAUCAG